Messenger RNA from Homarus americanus (American lobster), 447 nucleotides. Its product is annotated as basic salivary proline-rich protein 4-like. The transcript has a single exon. NCBI's taxonomy places the organism in Eukaryota, Metazoa, Arthropoda, Malacostraca, Decapoda, Nephropidae. The coding region runs from base 1 to 447 and encodes 148 amino acids. The record is from RefSeq and is a predicted model, not a curated record.
AUGCCCAGGGAACCUCGCAGGAGCAGCAGGGAACCCAGGGACACUCCCACGAACAUCGGCACUUCCAGGGACUCCUUCAGGGGCAUUGGCGCACCUAGGGACACUCCCAGGGACCCUCCCAGGUGUGUCGGUGCUCCUAUGGAGCCUCCAAAGGGUGGUGGGGCCGCCAGGAACCCCCCGAAAAGCGGCAGAGCCCCUUGUGACCCUCCUAAGGGCGGUGGCGCCGCCAGGUACCCUCCCAGGGGCAGCGGCACCCCAAGGGACUUUCACUGGGGCAGUGACGCCCACAGGGACACUCCCAGGGACAGUGGCAAAACCAGGGACCCUCCCAAAGGGCCUUUGGGCGCUGGCGUGUCUGAGAGGGUUCCCGGUAGCGCCGGUGCCCCUGAGAGGGCUCCUGGAGCAGCAACCGCCCUCGGAGGGUCCCUGGGGCACCACCGCCCCUAG